Molecule: messenger RNA, 5704 nt
Organism: Mizuhopecten yessoensis (Yesso scallop)
Lineage: Eukaryota; Metazoa; Mollusca; Bivalvia; Pectinida; Pectinidae
Product: DNA-directed RNA polymerase I subunit RPA2-like
Exons: 31
Coding region: 36-3476 (1146 amino acids)
Biological process (GO): DNA-templated transcription
Cellular component (GO): RNA polymerase I complex; nucleus
Molecular function (GO): ribonucleoside binding; DNA binding; DNA-directed RNA polymerase activity
Source: RefSeq, a predicted model, not a curated record
CACCGACUGUGGCAGCACGUGGAAGAACUUUUAAAAUGUCAACAGAAGACAGCAAACAGCCGUCCUUUAAGAACCUAACGUCGAAGAACUAUGCCGUUCCAAAAGAACAUCAACAUCUGCCUUUGCAGGAACUGACCAAACCACAUGUGGAGUCAUUCAACUUUUUCAUGAAAGAGGGCUUAUCCAUAGCAGUCAAGAACAUCCCUUCUACAGAAUUUGCCCUACCAAAUGGAGACCGGGUCAGGUUUAAGUUGUUGGAUGCUACCUUAUAUGAACCCAGGGUUUCUCAGGGCAAUCAUUUCGCGGCAACACAGAAGGUGUACCCUGCAGAGUGUCGAGAGCGAGGCGUCACGUACCGAGGGGUUCUACAUAUACAGCUGAUGUGGUCCGUCAACGACAACAUUAGUGGGACGUUAGACAAGGAAAUUGGAUACAUCCCCAUCAUGGUCAAGUCAGAUGGCUGUAACUUGAGUAAACUAGGUCCAGCAGACCUGAUAAAGAGAGGCGAGGAAGCAGAGGAGAUGGGAGGAUACUUUGUAAUUAACGGACUGGAGAAGGUGAUCAGGAUGCUUGUAAUGCCAAGACGUAAUUUUCCCACCUGUAUGAAGCGCCCCUCAUGGAAGAACCGUGGCAAGCAGUAUACAGAAUUUGGUGUGUCUAUCCGAUGUGUUCUGGACGAUCAGAGUGGCAUCACCAACAUCCUCCACUACCUUUCUAAUGGGAUGGCAACACUUAGUUUUACCUACAACAAGGAGAUGUUCUUUGUACCAGUCGUCUUCAUUCUCAAGGCCCUGGUGAAGGUCACAGACAAGUACAUCUAUGAUGAACUGAUUCAGGGCAAGGAAGACGACUCCUACUAUAAGGGGUGUAUGGUAGCUAUGUUACGACAGGCACAGGAUGAGGGCCUCCUCACACAGUCCAGCAUCCUGAAUCUCAUCGGCGAGCGUUUCCGCAUCAAACUUGAUCUUCCGAUAUGGUAUACAGAAACUGAGGUUGCUAACUACCUUCUAAAACACUGCAUAGCAAUUCACCUGGAAUCCAACACUGAUAAGUUCAACCUGUUGUUAUACAUGACGCGGAAGUUGUUUGCGUUCGCGCGGGGAGAAUGUGCCGAGGAGAGCCCUGACAAUACCAUGUACCAGGAGGUGUUACUCAGCGGUCAUCUCAUGUGUAUGUUUGUAAAGGAGAAGAUCCAUGACUGGGUGAGAAACCUAAAGAUGCAGGUGGAGAAGGAAGCUAAAGUAAAAGACAAGUCAGGCAACAAGUACAAUGUAGAUGAUGGUUCCCUGCAAAACUCUAGUCGUCGUGUCCCGUCCAUUUCCAGGCCAGUGGAGUAUUUAAUGACAACAGGAAACCUCUUAUCUCGGACUGGUCUAGGACUGAUGCAGGUAUCUGGUCUGACCAUUGUUGCAGACAAGCUGAACUUUUUGCGAUACAUUUCACACUUCCGAUGUAUACAUAGAGGCUCGUUCUUCGCGGAAAUGAGAACCACUGCCGUCAGAAAAAUGUUACCAGAAUCAUGGGGAUUUAUUUGUCCCGUACACACCCCUGACGGUACUCCCUGUGGCCUGAUGAAUCACAUGACAGCCCUCUGCAAGAUCGUGAACAAAAUCUACAGUAACGUCCACCUGCCAAAGUUACUGUGUUCCCUGGGAGUGACCCCUUUAGACGCCCCACCCAUGGGAAAGUACAAUGACAACUACCGAGUCAUCGUGGAUGGGAAAAUCAUUGGCAAUGUACAUUACAGUUUGGCGGAAAGCGUGGCACAAAAAAUUCGGGUCAUGAAAGUUGAAGGUCUUAACAAGGUACCCCCGGUGACAGAGAUCGGGUUUGUGCCUCGCACCGAGUUUGCCAGUCAAUAUCCAGGUCUCUUUAUCUUUACGUCACCGGCACGGAUGGUGCGACCUGUCCGGAACCUAAGUCUCAAGAAAAAUGAAAUGAUUGGCACAUUUGAACAAGUCUAUAUGGACAUCAGCUUGAAUGAUGAGGAAACACACCAGCACCAAAAGAGGGUGACCCACCAGGAGCUCACAGAAAUAGCGAUGCUGUCGACGGUGGCCUGCCUCACACCUUUCUCCGACUUCAACCAAAGUCCCAGGAACAUCUACCAGUGUCAGAUGGGUAAACAGACAAUGGGUACUCCCGGUCACGCCCUGGGUCAUAGGGCAGACAACAAGCUGUACAGAAUACAGACUCCUCAGUCACCAAUGGUCCGCCCCUACAUGUACGACUAUUACAACGUUGACGAGUACCCUGUAGGAACCAACGCUGUGGUGGCCGUCAUCUCUUACACUGGGUAUGACAUGGAGGACGCCAUGAUUCUGAACAAGUCAUCGUUUGAGAGGGGCUUUGGACACGCAACAAUUCACAAAGCAGAGAUAAUAAGUUUGGCAGCCAAAGACAAUUCAAGCCGUGGCCAGAAUUCAAAUCUCGUCUUUGGCUGUAAAGGAGCAGAUAUGAAGCGCAUAGAGGGCAAAUUGGACAGUGACGGCCUACCCAAUAUUGGAGCUUAUCUACAGGAAGGGGACCCCUACUACAGCUACUACAACCUACAGACCGGGGAGUCCAAGGUGGAGCGGUACAAAAACGCUGAGCCUGCCCACGUAGACUACAUAAAGAUUCUGGGCAAUGACCUAGGUACCAGCGAGCUCAAUAAAGUCUGCAUUGGGCUUCGGAUCAAGAGAAAUCCAAUCAUAGGAGACAAAUUUGCCAGUCGACACGGCCAGAAAGGAAUUUGUAGUAUGCUGUGGCCGGUGGAGAACAUGCCUUUUACAGAGAGCGGGAUGACGCCGGACAUUCUGUUCAACCCGCACGGCUUCCCAUCCAGAAUGACCAUAGGUAUGAUGAUAGAGAGUAUGGCGGGUAAGUCCGCGGCCAGUCAUGGCCUUUGUCAUGAUGCUACACCAUUCAAGUUUUCUGAAGACCAGCCAGCGAUCGAUUACUUCGGAGAUAUCCUCACUAAAGCUGGCUAUAACUACUAUGGGACAGAGCGUAUGUACAGCGGGUCAAGUGGACUGGAGUUAGAAGCCGACAUCUUCAUAGGAGUGGUGUACUACCAGCGUCUACGGCACAUGGUUUCUGACAAAUUCCAGGUGAGAUCUACAGGUCCUGUUGACCAGUUGACCCACCAACCAGUGAAGGGCAGGAAGCGUGGGGGAGGGAUCAGAUUUGGGGAGAUGGAGAGAGAUGGAAUGAUCGCUCAUGGCACAGCGUUUCUCUUACAGGACCGCCUCCUUAACUGUUCUGAUAAAUCUAUGGUCCAUGUUUGUACAAAGUGUGGUAGUAUGUUAUCUCCCCUGUUGGAGCGGCCGGUGACGGCAGUGGCGGCGUUCACCUCGGAAAUGAGGCGUAAAUGGACAUGCAUGUUGUGUAAACGCUCGGACACUAUCAACGUUAUCACUGUGCCUUUUGUGUUCCGAUACUUAGUGGCAGAACUGGCGGCCAUUAACAUCAAAGUACAGCUGGAGGUCAAAUGAAACUGUAAAGGUCAAUUAAAGGUCGUGUUACUUUGCUGAUGACCAUGUCAAUGUCAUGUUUUCAGUUGUGCAAUAGUAAAGUGGUCAACAAUGGUCUACUGCAUGGUUAUGAUACGAUAAAUAUUAAAACUAUUGGCUGUAUCAAUUCCAGCAGUCAAAACAGAUAAUGUCAAGGUUAUACUUGUCAGAAGAUUCCAUCUAGGUCAUACCUGUCGAAAGAUUUAAUCUAGGUCAUACCUAUCGAAAGAUUUAAUCUAGGUCAUACCUGUCGAAAGAUUUAAUCUAGGUCAUACCAGUCAGUAGAUUCAACCGAGGUCAUACCAGUCAGUAGAUUCAAUCUAGGUCAUACCAGUCAGUAGAUUCAAUCGAGGUCAUACCAGUCAGUAGAUUCAAUCGAGGUCAUACCAGUCAGUAGAUUCAAUCGAGAUCAUACCGGUCAGUAGAUUCAAUCGAGGUCAUACCAGUCAGUAGAAUCAAUCUAGGUCAUACCAGUCAGUAGAAUCAAUCGAGGUCAUACCAGUUAGUAGAUUCAAUCGAGGUCAUACCUGUCGAAAGAUUCAAUCGAGGUCAUACCAGUCAGUAGAUUCAAUCUAGGUUGUACAGGUCAGUAGAUUCAAUCUAUGUCACACUGAUCAGAAAACUCCUGGUAAGACUUUUCAGAGAUCAUACCUAUCACAGAAGUCAAUGUGAAUCUGAUGGUACAUCAUGCUGUAUCUGUAAUUGAAUGUUCAAUGAAUAAUGAAAUCUUCCCCUACUUUGAGGGUGUGACAGAGAAAUCUCCAACCCAAAGGAUAAUAUUCCUGAUUGUCUUACCCUAGGCUUUAGGUAAGGCAAUCAAGAAUAUCAUCCCAAAGAUUUGAGAUUUCUCUGUCACAGCCUCAAAUCAGGCAUCUGAUUUUUCUCCCAUCCUGUUUCACUCACAAAUCCGCCGAAAGCGUUGAUUGCAUGAAAUAUAAGCACUGAUUGCAUGUUUUUCCAGCAAAUCCAGAGUUGUAUUACAUGGUCUGCUACUGUUGACGUGACCUCAAUGCAUUGAUGACUUGAUGUCAUACUAUUGUUAUGAGGCUAUCUCCCCCUAGGGGGUGACAAGCUGAUCUUUUCUGGCUUAAAAGGGAGACACGCCUGUGAAGAGUGGGAGAAAGAUGUCAUAGUAACAAGGUAAUUCCUGAAGAUAUCGUGAUACUACAAUGUAGUACAUCGAAGUGUUAACGGAAUUCCAAAUAGAAGUCAUAUGUUAUGACGGUAAGGGACUUUAACAAAGCAUUAAUGAUCUUUCAAAAUGUUUACAGAUACUCAUCCAUGGUUAUAACGGUCAACAGAUCCUAGCCGUAGUUCAGGAUUUGUCGGGCUGCUCAUGGAAUUCUGGGAAGAAUUCUUUAUGUAUCAUAUUGCUUUAGGUAAUUCCAACUAAAGCAUGUUCUGGUUAUACACUCUAGCUUGUCAUUUUAUCCCUCACAACAAAAGUAGAGAUGGUAUACCGUAAAUAGAUUGUUAGUCGGUCUAUCUUGGCAAACAGAUUCCUAAAUUUAUAAGUCAAUUUCAACAAAACUUUGUAAGCCUGAUCAGUACAUCAUAUUACUGUAUACUUAACAUUUGUAUUUCGGUUUUGACUUUAUUUUUAAGAGUUAUUGCCCUUUCUGUAAAUCGACAACUUUAAUUGUUUGGAUUAUAGACAGCCACAAUGGCUUCUGAUUAGCAGAGACAAUAAGCGUUUAUAACUUGAGUUCUAUAGGUCAGCUUUAUUGAUAGAUUUUGCGAGCGAUACAUACAGGGGGAAAUUUAUAACAAAAGGCCAACUUUUCAAUUUCAGAAUACGAGAUUGCCACCAAGGCAUAUGAUAAGCCGAGACAAUAACAGUUAUAACAUAGAGUCUGAUUGGGCCGACAUUGUUGAUACUAUAUGUAAGUGAUAUAUAGGAAAGAAAAUGCAUAUUAACAGAUCAACUUGCAAAUUCAAGGGUUCAAGAUUGCAGCUACAUGUAUAGUAUCUGAUCAUAAAUGCUUCAAUGGUUGAUAUUGGGUAUUAGUUUGUCCGCUCCUUACAUUUCUAUUGAUCCUCGGCCUGUUCAGCGUGUAAAUGUAGAAUGUCUUAAACAGGGAGCCUGCUGGAAAUGAAGACAUUCAUUUAGGGAGUGUCUGUACUGUAAUUACAAACAUGUUUCAGAUAAUGCAAAUGCUGUUUUCAAAGCUGUUAUGUUUUAUAAGAAAUUGUUAAUUAAAUAUGUUACA